Coccinella septempunctata (seven-spotted ladybird) is the source of this 1904-nucleotide messenger RNA. RefSeq names its product poly(A) RNA polymerase, mitochondrial (gene MTPAP). Gene Ontology annotation, molecular function: poly(A) RNA polymerase activity. The transcript has 7 exons. The coding region runs from base 31 to 1824 and encodes 597 amino acids. The record is from RefSeq and is a predicted model, not a curated record. Gene Ontology annotation, biological process: mitochondrial mRNA polyadenylation. NCBI's taxonomy places the organism in Eukaryota, Metazoa, Arthropoda, Insecta, Coleoptera, Coccinellidae.
CAUAACCUAACAAGUUUUCGAACCUUCACAAUGUCAAUAUUCCAGCAAAUAACAUCCAAAAAUUUUCAAGUGUGUUAUAAAAAUGUUAAAUUUAAAGAAAAAUUAUUUCAAUAUUCCCGAUACUUUUCGUCGAAAAGCUCCACCAAUCAACAAGAAACUUAUAAUACCAGUGCAGCCAAAACUUUUGUAACAUUUCAAGAUAAAGUGCGGAAAAGAAGGUCUGAAGCCAAAAAAAGUAUAAUUGUACAAGUUCAAUCAGCUCAAUCUUUCAAAGAACUAUACUCAUAUUGUAGUUCUUUUGGUAAUAUCAAACAAAUGUUUCACUAUUCUGCAGGGAUUGAACCUAUGCACUUCAUUUUAGUGGAAUUUCAACAAAUAGAUGCUGUUAAAGCUGCUUUAUCAUCAGGUACCUUUAUUGAAAAUAAUACAAUUUGUCCCACCCACUCUCAAUUCUUAUGGUUCAGAGCAGGUGCCAAAAAAUUUUCUGAGCGUAAACACAAAAAGAUUGAGUUGUCAGUUACUGAUGGUUUGAAAAAAUUAUCAAGUGACUGCCUUAAAAAAGAAUUGCGAUGUUGUGAAAGUAUAAGCGACCAAAUAAAUACACUUUAUGACAUGUCCAAACUUACAGAUUUAGAGUCUAGAUUACGGUUUCUCACAGCUAGACAGAUAGAAAUGUCUUUAGCAGGAAUGUUUCCUAAUGCACAGGUUCUACCAUUUGGCUCUUCAGUUAAUGGUUAUGGCAAAAUAGGAUGCGAUCUUGAUGUUGUGUUAACACUGGAUAAUGAAAAGGAAGCACCAGAUAGCAGAUUAAUAUUUCAUUGUAAAGGUUCUUCGGGAGUAGAUAGAUCUUUGAAUAUGAGAAAUCUGGAGACUAUUGGUGAUAUCUUGCAUUUAUUUUUACCUGGAUGCACAAGAGUUAGGAAAAUUCUCCAAGCUAGAGUUCCUAUAAUCAAGUAUUACCAUCAGUUCACAGAUGUAGAAUGCGAUUUAUCGAUGUCUAAUGUUUCUGGAGUACACAUGUCUGACUUCUUGUAUAUGAUGGGUGCCUUAGAUCCAAGAGUAAGACCACUAGUAUUCACAGUUAGAAGGUGGGCCAAAGAUGUAGGAUUAACUAACAGCACUCCGGGUCGUUGGAUCACAAACUUUUCACUUACUCUACUUGUUUUAUCCUUUUUGCAAAGGCCUCUACAUUCACCACCAAUUUUGCCUGCACUCAAUACUUUGGUGAAAUCAGCAGGUUCAAAGGAUUCCUUCGUCACAGAAGAGGGAGUCAACUGCACAUUUCUUAGAGACAUCGAUAAGCUACAUCAUAAUGUAUCAAAUACUGAAAGUUUAGAAAGUUUGCUAUGUGAAUUUUUUGAGUACUAUUCCCAGUUUGAUUUCAAGACCAAAUCAGUUUGUUUAAAUGAAGCAGUGACUUUGUCGAAACCAGAUCAUAGCCCUCUUUAUAUUGUGAAUCCCUUGGAAAGAGGAUUGAAUGUGAGCAAAAAUGUCAGUUUGGAAGAACUGGAUAGGUUCAGGGAAGAAGUGAAAAAUGCUGCAUGGCUACUUCAAUCGACUGGUGAUACAAAUUCACCAAAUUGGGGAUUACUUUCUAUAUUAGGAACUAUUAAGCAUAAAUCUAAGUUAACAUUUAACUUCAAUUCACCCAAAAAUCAUAGAUUGAUGCAUGUGAAAGAGUUAUUUGUAGAAGGUGAAAAUGAUGUGAAAAUUAGUGAAAUAGAAUUUAAAAAUAAUGUUGUGAAAAAACAAGUUGAAGAAAUCAAAAAAGAAAAUGUUAAACUAAUGAAAAGUUUGAGUAGUAUAAAAGGCACUGUGAGGUAGUAUUACAAAAAUAUCUGAAUUAACCAUGGACUAUAUUUAUAUAUAAAAAAAUAUAUAUAAAUAAAAUGGCUUUUUAUUCA